Mycena indigotica is the source of this 417-nucleotide messenger RNA. RefSeq lists its product as uncharacterized. Bases 1 to 417 code for a protein of 138 amino acids. The transcript has 2 exons. Lineage: Eukaryota; Fungi; Basidiomycota; Agaricomycetes; Agaricales; Mycenaceae. The record is from RefSeq and is a predicted model, not a curated record.
AUGAUGACCGUGACAACUGUGAAAGAGUCAAUGACACAUGAUACACAUCUUUUCCUUCUCUCUUCCGCUCCACUACCACCAGUCAUCGGCGGCGGCGGCCCCUCUGCUAGUGGUCGACCGGCACUACGGCAGCCAUCAUCGUUAGCGUGGCCCGCGACUUCGCAGGGCUAUCCACCGACCUGUCACCUCGCAAGCGCCGCGCAAAUGCAUAAGGACCUUGCGGCCUCUGGCAAAGACGUGGCCACAAACCUUCAAUUCUGUGUCUUGCGAGCCACAUUUAGCCGAAGCAUUGGCUCUCCGAGUCCUCGUCUUGUACCUGCCGCGACUACCCUGCUAAAACGAUGCCGACCCUCCAGGAAAUGGAAAGCGGCAGCCACCGAAUUCGUGGCCUGCUGGCCUGCUGUCACCCGCGCAUAG